UUUUGCUCAAAGCAGCCUGGCAGAGGCUUUGGUUUCUCCCGCGCUCGGCGACUUUCGCUUCAGUCGUAGGCGCCGCAGCCCCUGCAAUGGAGGACGAGGGAGACAACGAGUUCGUGAGCGAGCAGGUCAACGAGACGGUGAAAUCGGCCAUCACGAAGACGCUAGGAAGCAACGUCCAGUACAGCGAGCAGAGGGUCAACGUGUGGUGCACUGCCAUCAUGGACGAGUGCCUCAAGGAGCAGCGCACGGUGCUGCCUCUAUGUGGUCACGUGCAUCAUAAUGCAGAAGAACGGCUCCCCGCUGCACACGGGCCUCGCGCUGCACUGGGACACGAAGACGGACGGCGUCUCCUGCGUCCAGGUGGGCCUCGACACGAUGGACGUCAUCGUCACGGUCUACGCGUGCAUGAUCUGAAGCCGGCGCCGGGGUGCAGACCGCCGCGCUGGUCGCGAUGCCAUUUGCCGCGGCCGGCCUUGGCGGUGUGCUCGCUGCCCCAGCGGCCUCGGCGUGGAGCCGGUGGCGAUCCGCGCCGCGAAGUGAGCGGGUCGGGCCCACGCGAGGCCGAGAAGGCGCCGAGUCCCUGCCUUGCCGUCUGCUCCCUUCCUCCGCUGCUCCGCCAGUGGCCCUGCUCAGUGGCAGGGCCCUCCCCCCCGGGGCCGCGCACCCGGGCCGCGCGCACCCGGAGUCCCGUGCUCCAGGACCGCAUGGGCAGUUUGACGACCUGCUCAUGUCGCGCACCUGGAGCCCUGUCCCCCCGGGUCGCGCGCACCCAGGAUCUCCCUCCCCCCCGGGCCGCGCCCUCAGCUGCCAUGACUCGGUGCUGGCGGUGAAACUUCAGUGUUGGAUACCGCCAGAAGCGCUUCGUGGGAAGCUGGGAGCGUGGCAGCCCCCGGCACGUCUGCAGGGCGCUCGACGGCGUUGCCAUUCGCAAAGGACGAGGCACGCCCCUGGCAGGGUGCUGGCCCUGGGGGGCCCUGGCCGCGGUCGCCCGUGCCGUGCUCUUGCAACAGCGGGUCCCGGGCGCCGCUGGUGUCGCCGGUCCUCCCAGAUCUGCCGCUCGCGUGCGGUCCACUGCCUGUUGCCGCCGAACCUUGCUUCCCUGCUCAACUUCGCCGUGCGCCUCCCUCCGCACUCCACGCCGCUGGCGCCGCGGGCUCAGCGCCUCCGCGCGGCCGGCGGGGCAAGAAGCCUCGCCCGCCAGGGGGGGCGGACUGUCAGUUGCUCGAUGCCUGGGGGACGAGCGGUAGCUCACGUGCCAGGAAA
Messenger RNA from Prorocentrum cordatum, 1263 nucleotides. Lineage: Eukaryota; Dinophyceae; Prorocentrales; Prorocentraceae. The record is from the annotation of a GenBank genome assembly.